This is a messenger RNA of Paralichthys olivaceus (Japanese flounder), 587 nucleotides long. It is a transcript of the gene tomm5, whose product is annotated as translocase of outer mitochondrial membrane 5 homolog (yeast). The record is from RefSeq and is a predicted model, not a curated record. NCBI's taxonomy places the organism in Eukaryota, Metazoa, Chordata, Actinopteri, Pleuronectiformes, Paralichthyidae. Gene Ontology annotation, cellular component: mitochondrial outer membrane translocase complex.
CCGUCGUCGUUCAACCUACUUCCGGUUAUUGCGUCUUUCCGGUCUCUCGGUUAUUGCAUCCAUGCUCCAGAGACGGUGGAUUUCCUCUCAACACGUUCGGAGGAUUGAAAAACAGAAGCGAUCAUGUUCAAGCUGGAAGGACUCGGACCUAAAAUGGACCCGGAAGAGAUGAAGAAGAAAAUGCGUCAGGACGUCAUGUCGUCUUUGAGAAACUUCCUUAUUUACGUCGCCCUCCUCAGAGCCACUCCGUAUGUGCUAAAGAAGCUGGACAGCAUAUGAAUGGAGCUGCUGACCUCUUCUCUCCUCCACCCACUGAGGUCCCUGAGACAGAGCACAGACCAUCCUCAUCAUGAGCAGACAGCUGGGGCCACGGCAGCAUCACUCCCCUGUGACAUGACCUGCGUCAGUCCAUCACUGUGAAGCAGAAAACAAAUCUGUUCUCGUUUCUAGUCAUGUUGUAAACAUUAGUCUGCCCCAUUAUUUUUGUUUGUGUGUUUUUUGUUAAAUAAAUUGUGAUCAUUGUUAAAUGCAGCGUGUGACGAUGUGCAGGGUUGCUGCGUCAUGCAAUAAAGAGAAAUAAUGUUCAA